This is a messenger RNA of Closterium sp. Naga37s-1, 1455 nucleotides long. Lineage: Eukaryota; Viridiplantae; Streptophyta; Zygnematophyceae; Desmidiales; Closteriaceae. The record is from the annotation of a GenBank genome assembly.
CUGGAGGUGUUGGAGGUACGGGAGCUGCUGGUGCUGGAGGCAUUUGAGCUGGAGGUACUAGAGCUGCUGGAGCUGCUGGUGCUGGAGGUGCUAGAGUUGGAGGUGCUGGAGGUACUGAAGGUGCUGGUGCUGGAGGUGCUAGGGCUGGAGGUGCUGGAGGUGCUGGAGCUGCUGGUGCUGGAGGAACUGGAGUUACUGGUGCUGGAGGUGCUGGUGCUGGAGGUGCUGGAGGUAUUGGAGCUGCUGGUGCUGGAGGUACUGGAGCUGGAGGUGCUAGAGCUGCUGGUGCUUGAGGUGCUAGAGCUGGAGGUGCUGGGGUUACUGAAGCUGCUGGUGCUGGAGGUGCUGGAGCUGGAGGUGCUGGAGGUACUGGAGCUGCUGGUGCUGGAGGUACUGGAGCUGGAGGUAAUGGAGGUGCUGGAGCUGCUGGUGCUGGAGGUGCUAGAGCAGGAGGUGUUGGAGGAACUGGAGCUGCUGGUGCUGGAGGUGCUUCAGCUGGAGGUGCUGGAGGUACUGGAGCUGCUAGUGCUGGAGGUACUAGAGCUGGAGAGGUACUGGAACUGUGAUGGUGCUGGAGGUGCUAGAGCUGGAGGUGCUGGAGGUACUGGAGCUGCUGGUGCUGGAGGUACUGGAGCUGGAGGUAGUGGAGGUGCUGGAGCUGCUGGUGCUGGAGGUGCUAGAGUUGGAUGUGCUGGAGGUACUGGAGCUGCUGGUGCUGGAGGUGCUAGAGCUGUAGGUGCUGGAGCUGCUGGAGCUGCUGGUGCUGGAGGAACUGGAGCUACUGGUGCUGGAGGUGCCGGUGCUGGAGGUGCUGGAGGUACUGGAGCUGCUGGUGCUGGAGGUACUGGAGCUGGAGGUGCUAGAGCUGCUGGUGCUGGAGGUGCUAGAGCUGGAGGUGCUGGGGUUACUGAAGCUGCUGGUGCUGGAGGUGCUGGAGCUGGAGGUGCUGGAGGUACUGGAGCUGCUGGUGCUGGAGGUACUGGAGCUGGAGGUAAUGGAGGUGCUGGAGGUGCUGGUGCUGGAGGUGCUAGAGCAGGAGGUGUUGGAGGAACUGGAGCUGCUGGUGCUGGAGGUGCUUCAGCUGGAGGUGCUGGAGGUACUGGAGCUGCUAGUGCUGGAGGUACUAGAGCUGGAGGUACUGGAUGUGCUGGAGUGCUGGAGAUGCUGGAGCUGCUGGUGCUGGAGGUGCUAGUGCUGGAGGUGCUGGAGCUGCUGGUGCUGGAGGUACUGGAGCUGGAGGUACUGGAGGUGCUGGAGCUGGAGGUAGUGGAGGUACUGGAGCUGCUGGUGCAGGUGCUAGAGCUGGAGGUACUGCAGGUGCUGGAGCUGGUGGUAUUGGAGGUGUUGGAGCUGGGGGUGCUGGAGGUGCUGGAGCUGCUGACGGUACGGGUACUGCGCCGCUUUCUACCCGCACCCGCAGUCGUCCCUACCACCACCUGGCUCGGCACUUCAUGA